Molecule: messenger RNA, 3313 nt
Organism: Liolophura sinensis
Lineage: Eukaryota; Metazoa; Mollusca; Polyplacophora; Chitonida; Chitonidae
Product: peroxisomal acyl-coenzyme A oxidase 1-like
Exons: 15
Coding region: 355-2379 (674 amino acids)
Biological process (GO): lipid homeostasis; fatty acid beta-oxidation using acyl-CoA oxidase
Cellular component (GO): peroxisome
Molecular function (GO): fatty acid binding; acyl-CoA oxidase activity; FAD binding
Source: RefSeq, a predicted model, not a curated record
CUGAAGUUAGGUUUGGCAAAGAUUUUGUUCGGUCCUUAUAAUAGUUCAGCAAAUGAAAUGACAUCACUGUUUUGUGUAUUUCUGUGAAUCUAACAAUCAUGAAGAAGGCAACAGUUCUUCAUACACGGAUAGUGAAAACGAGCCAUUGAGCUACGGACUGCUGAACGCACACCAACCAUUCAGAGGGCAGUACAGCAGCUCGGAGAUUUAAGAUCCCGCGGAAGACGGCUCGAGGCAGAUAUCGGAGGUGAACAGAGGUGAAUGGCGAACGUGUGGUAUAAAGUCCAUAAGGUCAAAAAAGAGACACAAAUUGAAUGAGCAAGUCAUUUUUGUUUCUGUCAGUGAAACAAGGCGAUGGAAUCGGCUUCUGUGGCAGACACCGGGAAAAUGCCGAGCAAAACGAACCCAGACCUGCAGAAGGAAAGAGACCGAGCUUCAUUUGACAGUUUGCAGAUGACAUAUUUUUUGUACGACGGACCAGAAAAAGUUCGAAGGAGGCGGUUUAUUCAGAACUUGGCGUUGUCGGAUCACAAGAUUCGUCAGAAGAAGUUUACUUACCUGACACGGGAUGAGGCUUACUCGGAGAGCAUGCGUAAAGCCGUCUACCUGCAGAACCGGAUCAAAGAGCUCAACCUCACAGACCCUUACGAGGUGGCGAUCUUCAAUUAUGCAGCCACUGCACAUGAGGGGAGCCCAUUAGGUUUGCAUUUCAGCAUGUUCUUGCAGACCCUUCAAGGCAUGGGCACAAAGGAGCAAGUGAAUCAUUGGGUGCCCAGAUCUAACAGGCUGGAGAUUAUAGGGACUUAUGCUCAGACGGAGCUGGGUCAUGGCACAUUCAUAAGAGGAUUAGAAACUACAGCAACCUUUGACCCUAAAACAGACGAGUUUGUGAUGAACACUCCAUCACUCACAUCCAUGAAAUGGUGGCCUGGAGCUUUGGGGAAGACAACAAACCACGCCAUUGUCAUGGCACAGGUUUACACCAGGGGGCAGCAUUGUGGAGUGUACCCAAUCAUUGUCCAGAUUAGGAGUCUCCAGAAUCACCAACCAAUGCCAGGUGUGACGGUGGGUGAUAUCGGGCCAAAGUUCGGCUAUGCUGCCAUUGAUAAUGGUUUUCUUAAACUGGAUAAUGUCAGAGUUCCCAGACUGAACAUGCUGAUGAAACACGCUGUGGUGGAAAAAGAUGGUACAUUCCGUAAACUUGCGUACGACAAACUGACUUAUGGCUCCAUGAUGCUGAUUCGAAGUUACAUUGUUUAUGAUAUGGCACGAUCACUGCAACAGGCAUGCACCAUUGCUAUCCGCUACAGUGCCGUGCGACGACAGUCUAAAAUUAACCCUCAAGAAAGGGAGCCCCAAGUCCUGGACUUCCAAACACAGCAGUCCAAGCUUUUCCCACACCUGGCCAAGGCGUACGCCUUUCAUUUAGUCGCCACAGAAAUGAUCUCGCUGUACACACGGAUCAGCGAGGAUGUCGCCAAGGGAGAUCUGGAAAACCUGCCAAAGCUUCAUGCACUCUCAGCGGGCCUGAAAGCGUUCACAUCGUUGGUGACAUCGGCAGGUAUAGAGCAGUGUCGCAUGGCUUGUGGUGGUCACGGCUACGCCCAGCUCAGCGGACUCCCCAAGAUUUACGAGAAUAUCACUCCAGCGGUGACAUAUGAGGGAGAAUACACCGUUAUGGCACUUCAGACAGCUCGGUUUUUGAUGAAAUGGUGCACUAAACUUCAAAUGGGAGAGACGUUGCCAAACUUCAUAGCAUACCUGGGGCGCAAACCCAACAGACAAUCAUCUCUGAACAGUGCAUUGAAUGAGGAGAGUUUGCUGGAUGCCUUUGAGUACAGAGCUGCCAGGUUAAUCUUGGCAUCGGCUCAGAGCAUUGCUGACCUUACCAAGCAAGGUCACUCACAAGCAGAAGCCUGGAAUUUGUCAUCAGUGUUGCUGGUGGACACUGCCAUGGCCCAUUGUGAGGCAUUCAUUGUGAAGGUGUUCAGUCAGCGGCUGUCAGAGCGGACCCUUGAUGCAGGCGUCCGACGGGUGUUGACAACUCUGUACAGACUGUAUUGCUGUUCAUCCAUCAACAGUCACCUUGGUGACUAUCUUGUGGAUGGUUACUUAAGUGCUGACCAAGCCAAACUGCUGAAGGAAAGGGAAAUAAGCCUGUUUGCUGAUUUACGACCAGAUGCAGUGGCUCUGGUUGAUGCGUUGGACAUGCCAGACGAAAUCCUUGACAGUUGUAUUGGGCGGUAUGACGGAAACGUGUAUGAGGCCAUGUACAAUUACGCCAAGAACUCACCACUCAACAAAACUGAAGUCCACGACUCGUACUACAAGUACCUCCGUCCAUUGAUCCAGGCUGGGAUGGCUCAGUCCAAGCUGUAACAGUGCAUUAAUUCUGUCCUGUAAAGAUUUCACCACCCAUGCUUGACCAAGUCAUGACAGCUGAUGUGUAUGUAUAGGCGGGAAAUUACAGGAUUACAGAAUAAAACACUGCAAAUAAAAACUGUUUCCUUCAGUCAGGAACCUUUUGUGUAUAUGUGAUGAAAAAAGACGUCAGGUGUUGUAUGAUGAAUUACUUUUGACAUUGUGAAUAUACAUGUACAUGCAUUACACAGAGGAAGGAAUGUUUUAUUUAUUAUUCUAACACACCUAGAAGGACAGGUGACAUGUAGAACCUUUAAUGAAUUUUCCAUGUGGAUAGUAAGAAAAGAAAGAGAAAACAUAUCAGUUCUUAACAUUUCAAAUUUUUACAAAGCACUUCAAUGAAUUCUGUUUAUAGGCCUAACAUCCCCAGACCAAUGUUGUUAUAAGAAUUGCUUUGAAAGACCAGUCAUUCACCAUCUGGAUGUGAACAUAGCAUUUCUUGACAUGAAGAACCCUGUUUUCUUAAUGUGCAGUUUGGUGACCCCUUGAUAACCCAGACUACUUGUAUUGGCAACAGUAACCAGAAGUAUCUGUAUUGAAGAAUUCAAGGAAGUUAUUCACUCUUUAUUUUGCGUACAAAUUUUAAUUUUUACCUUUAAAUACCGGUGAUGUGUUAUUUUUAAAUAGUAUUCAUAAUACAUAAAUAUGGGUACAUAAAUAAGAGGACUAAUGUUAGGGCUGAUCGAUUCUACAAAGUCAUUUCUGAUUUAGAAAAAAAUAUAAGACCUUGUCAUAGUGCUUUGUUUUUUGUACCGGUUGUUUUAUAAUAUUUCAAGUUUUUACUGAACUCAGAAAUAGUUGAUUGUGUAGAUUUGGCCCCUGUAUACCUAGAGAAGUGUCAUAUUUAAUGCUCGGGCACAGAAAACGACAUGAUCAAAUGAACAUUUUAACA